AGAGUAUAAAUGGGAAAAGGUGCAUGUAACUGAAACGUAAAACCGCCCCUUUUUUUCGGCUAUUAUUAAUAUUAGAUUGAGCCUCCCACAAUAAGUUGUUCAUUGCUGGAAGAUAUAUCCAGUAGGUAACAGAACAAUUGGGUGGGUUGUACGAUGCCAUCAACAUGAUGGAGUUGUAUUUUAAAUUAGUGAUUUUUUUGCACAUUUUUGCUACAGUGAAGUCCACGGAUGAAGAUGUUGAUCGGCCUCAACUUUACGUUGCUGAUAAUAACCUGCACUUAAUGAUGCCCCAAAAAGGAUAUAUAAAUGUAAACGCACAAAAAAUCAUGUUGAAUAGCUUGGAUAUAAUUUCAACAUUGAGAGACGUGCAAAAUGUGACGAACCUAAUGAAAGCUUAUGAAAUUUUGGUAUGGGACUUCAACUCAAAAAUAAACCGCAUUGAAACUAAAAUAUUGACCAUGGGUUUGGGUUCCGCACCAGCUUCAAACAACACACUUAUCUUAUCGCUUAACGCAAGAAUUCAACAAUUUGCUAGAAGAAUUGCAGUAGUUGAAAGAAACACGAAAGCCUUGACUAAACUAUUGGCUGUAAAUGAAUGCGCCUCUAAUCCAUGCCAGAAUGGGGGGACUUGCAUAGAUAUUUUCCUUGGGUUUGUCUGCCAAUGUCCAACGGGUUGGGAGGGAAAUACUUGCUCAAUAGAUGUAAACGAGUGCACGAGGUUUGUAGGCACUGAUUUAGGAUGCCAGAAUGGGGGUACUUGCAUAAAUUUACCAGGGACCUACCAGUGCCAAUGUACACACGGCUGGAUAGGAGUGCACUGCAAUAGAAAAUCUGUCGAUUGCGUAUCUGGAAGCGCAGAUAUAUGCGGUCACGGUAUUUGUGUUCCACAAAACGGUGAAAUUGGAUAUAAAUGCAUCUGCGAUUCCGGAUGGACCAGCUCUGGAUCAAAUCCGGCUUGCACGGUAGAUGUAGAUGAGUGCAAGCAAAAUCAUCCACCCUGUUCCACUAGUCCAUUAGUUCAAUGCAUUAAUCUACCUGGGUCUUUUAUGUGUCAACAUUGCCCUCCAGGAUAUACGGGGAAUGGAUACUACUGUGCCGACCUAAAUGAAUGCGAAUUAUUCAAUGGAGGCUGCAGCCUCAAUCCAUAUGUAGAAUGUAUAAAUACUCUUGGUUCGAAGAACUGCGGGCCAUGCCCUGCAGGCUAUAGAGGAGACGGCAAAACAUGCACAUUUAGCGGCAUUUGCAAUAUCAACAACGGCGGAUGUAACAUUCUAGCCACAUGCGUGCACAUUCCCACCAUAUCCGAGACGUUUGUUCAAUGCACUUGCCCUGCAGGAUAUUCCGGGUCUGGAAUAGGUCCAGCGGGUUGUGCUAAGACCACAAUGUCGAUUCCCAGUUGCAACCCCAAUCCAUGCGUGCAUGGCAUAUGUUUAAUAAGCAACGUUACGCAGGCAGUCACAUGUAAUUGUAAUGAGGGAUUUACUGGGGCUCUAUGCGAUCAACCGAACAAUCCAUGUGCAAGAAACCCUUGCUGGAAUGGGGGCACUUGCAACCCAAGGAACAAUUACCGGUUUACUUGCUCAUGCUUGCCCGGCUUGGUUGGAAGACUCUGUCAGAGGGAAAGACAAGUUUGCGGGGAAACUUUCAACUCAACGACUGGAACCCUCACUUAUCCGCCAAAGGAUUUCGAAUCAAUUCGGACAUUAAACAACUUUAAGUGCGGUUGGACCAUAGAAACAGUCCUGACCGAUGUUGUUACUGUAGAAUUUUCAAAAUUCAAUCUGGCUGACGCCCCUUGCACUAGGCAGUGGCUGAAGGUUCACGAUGGUAGAAAUGGUUUGGCCCCUGUUUUGGGAACGGUUUGUGGCAAAACGCUCCCAUUUAAUGGUUCCAUAACCAGUACCCAAAAUGCCAUCUAUUUUUCCCUGGGAAACACCGGGCAAAUGAACAAAAGGCCUGAAUUUGAAUUGUCGUGGACGACAAAACACGCUGAAUGUGAUUACAUUCUUUCUUCGGCUGGGUCUGGAGUGAUAGUAUCACCUGGGUGGCCCAAUAACUACCCGAAUAAUCGGAAUUGUUACUGGUAUUUCCGGGUGGAGGAGAGCAAAAGACUACUAUUCCAUGUUUAUUCGUUGGACAUUGGCACAAAUGUUGACUGUACAGGAGACCGUUUGGAGUUUUCCAGCUACACGACCCCAUCAGAGGAUUCAUAUGGCACCUCUCUAUCAGAGGAUGGCACCCACAUCUUUGCAAAGUUGUGCAAUUCAACUAUCCCUCCACCAUUUCGCUCCUACAGCUAUGACGGGCAGAUAUAUUUUAAAUCAGACGCAAAGGAGCCCCACGGGGGUUUUCAGAUCGGAUAUAACUUGGUAGACGCUAUUCCUGGAUGUGGAGGGACCUACACUUUAAGAGAGGGCUACAUACAGUCGAUAGACCUCCCGAAGAAUAUUGAAUCAAUAUUAUGCACAUAUGAAAUACAAGUUCCUGUUGAUGGCUACCUAGAACUGCACUUCCUGGACUUUGUUAUUGAAGGAACUUGCAAAAAAACCUAUACUGCCAUAUACCGAGAAACUGCGCUGGUCUCUAAACAAUGUGGUAGAGCAUCACCCAGUGAAACAAUUAGGAUCGAUAUCGCAAACGGGACUAAAGUAUUUUUAAAAUCGCAGUUUACCCAAGGCUAUGCGAGCCGCUGGCGAGUUAAAUAUUCAACAGUCUGCGAAAAAGUUUUCACGGAUCCUCUUAAGACCAUUAAAGCAGACCCGAACAGCAAUUGCAAUUUCUUAAUUCAGCAGCCGUUAGGCAACAUUAUUUUCCUGGACUUGACCCUAGGGUCAAUGGCAAGCGGCGCACGGGUUCAGGUAUAUGACGGAAAUAGUGCGCUAUCAGCACUAUAUAAUGAAUAUACCAAACCGAAUGAAAAAGUCAUUAUAGAAUCAAAUACCAAUUAUCUUUAUAUUGUUAGUACUCAGGGCAACUGGACAGGAUCGUAUACCGUGCUGGAUAUUGGUUGUGGAGGGCUGCACAAAGACGAUUUGGGCACAAUAGCGUAUCCACCGCGCGCUCAAGACAAAUACUUGAACGAUCAGAAAUGCCGGUGGAUAAUUCAAGCUCCACCUGGAAAUGUUGUUCAAUUGACCUGGCUGACUUUCAACGUUGAGCAGAGCAUCGGGUGCUCGUAUGAUAGUGUUAAAAUCUUCGACAACAACACCGAUCCAGGCCGUGGAGGACUAUUAGGAACAUUUUGCGGAUACCAUUUACCGCCGAUUAUGUUGAGCACAUCAAACAUAAUGACCAUAUAUUUCAGUUCAGACCACACCAUAUCUGAUGCCGGCUUUAUUGCUUCCUACAUAUUCAUCAAAGAAAUAUCCGUUUGUGGCGGCAACUACUUUACUUCAGCGGGUGUCAUUAAAUCGCCGGGCUAUCCAGAGAGUUACCCAACUAACAAAGAGUGUAUUUGGACUAUCACAGUCCCACCAGGCAGUCAAAUCAUGUUGAAGUUCAAAUCUUUCGAUUUAGAAGCUUACUCGAGUUGCAGAUAUGAUUACUUGGAAGUAAGAAAUGGAGGUAGUUCGGCAGCCCCACUAAUAGGAAGGUAUUGCGGGGAAACAUUUCCAGAAGAAAUCCCGUCGCACACGAAUAAACUAUUUCUGAAAUUCGAGUCGGAUAUGAGCAAAACAUCAAGGGGUUUUGAGCUCGAGUGGACCUCGGCUUCUACUGGAUGUGGAGGCAAUCUAAACGGUCCUACUGGUUCAAUAAUAUCACCUCAUUAUCCGGAACCUUAUACGAAAAGCACGGAUUGCCUUUGGCAAAUAAAUGUGAAUAUCGGCUCAAUAAUUCGAAUGGUGUUCGUUGACUUGGAUUUAGAGGAGCAUACAAAAUGCUCAAUGGAUUAUGUUGAGUUAUUCGAUGGUGAUAAGCUGACUUCAAAAUCAUUAGGAAAGUUCUGCUCACGGUACAACGAGCCAAUAACAGCCACAACAAAUGUUGUGCUCGUUCGAUUUAGAUCAGAUGUCAGCUUCCAAGGACGUGGAUUUAAUUUGCAAUAUUCCGCAAUCUGCACAAACACAUUAACAGGUUUUGGAGGUGUUAUUGAAAGUCCUAAUUUCCCCAACGCCUAUCCUCAAGACCAGAAUUGCAAUUGGGAUAUCGUUGUAUACGAAGGAAACAAAAUCAACAUAAGUUUUUCAGAUUUUAGCUUGGAAAUACCGCCUGCAUUCGAUAACAAUACAUGCAGCUUUGAUUAUGUGGAGAUUAGUUAUCUCAUAACAAAUCCUUACGAAAUUGAAUCACCUGACCCAGAGUUUCGAAAAGUCGAUCGAUUUUGUGGUAAUAAGAAACCCGAUCUUAUAACUGUGGAGUCGAGUCAUGCAAGAAUUCAUUUCGUUAGUGACAACCUUUUACCAGCAACUGGAUUUCGAUUGGAGUGGAAGUUAUUCGGAUGUGGCGGAAUUCUUACGGAUCCAUCAGGCAGUAUAUUUUCACCAAAUUACCCAAAUCGGUAUGGAUCAAGUGUUGAAUGCAACUGGCAAAUAAGUGUACCUCUCGGUAAGAGUAUUGAAAUCGAAUUUGUGGAUAUGGACAUCGAACGAGACUUUGGAUGUCCUAACGAUUAUAUUCAAAUAUUCAAUGGACCAGAUAGUACUUAUCCAGAGAUCACAAAAAUUUGUCAUCAGCUUGAAAAAACUAUAGUGCGCUCUUCGGGCAGUAACAUGUUCCUGCUAUUCAAAGCAGACUUCAAUUUUGAAGGACGAGGGUUCUUCGCGACUUACUCGUCGACCUCUACAACAUGUGGAGGAACAACAACCUCCUCUUCAGGCUACAUCUUUUCUCCGAAUUAUCCCAAAAACUAUGAGAAAAACGAAACUUGCGAAUGGAUGAUUUCAGUUGAUCCACAUCAUAUAAUCAGACUUCAAUUUCAAGACUUUGAUUUAGAUGCAAGAGCCGAUUGCAAAACUGAUCACGUCAAGGUAUAUGAUGGUCCAACGCAAGCAUAUCCCGUCUUAACCACCCUUUGUGGUAACUCGAAAGGAAAUCAAACAAUUCACUCCUCCUAUGAGCAUAUGCUAGUAGAGUUCAGAAGUGGCAAUCAUCUUACAAGCAAAGGCUUCAAGGCAUUUUAUGAACAAGCAUGUGGGGCGAUAAUUAAAACGUCUUCCAGUGGGAUAAUAAAACUUAGAAAAGAAAUUAUUUCGUACUCCUACGAAGAGGGAAGUGUAUGUAAUUAUACUAUAGAAGCUGAAGAUAAAUCAAAACACGUACGACUUACCGUCACGAAGUUUGUUAAAGGAAUAAGAUGGUGCGACGAUGAAUAUCCUGCAAUUAAAAUAUAUAACGGGUUUUAUAAUAGUUCGCCGAUAAUCGGAUCAUAUUGCAGAUCGACAAUACCCCCAAUUAUCAGCGAUGGAUCAGCACUGCAUAUAGAAAUACAAAUGCCAAUCGAUUUAUGGCUUAGUUACUCUGUAUUGGAAUCAGAUUGUGGGGGCGACCUAUAUUUGCCAGAAGGCUAUAUUGCAAGCCCUGGAUAUGCGAAAAGUUACCCAAAUAACUUAGAAUGCGUUUGGAAUAUAAAUAUGGGGCCAGGAAAUAUUGUAUCAAUGAAUAUUAUUACUUUGGAUAUGCCAGAAUCGGAUAAUUGCAACCAAGAUUACCUAGAGGUUCGAGAAGACAGCUCCGAAGGGAAACUGCUGGGGGUCUUUUGUGGUACAAAUAAACCCACUUCUCUUACAGCAGUUGGAAAAAUGGUGCUGCUAUUUAAAAGCAGUAACCUUUCACAGAGCAUAUUGCAGACGACGAAAGGAUUUUAUGCAGAGUUUAGUUCAAGAGAAGAUAAUGUUUUGUAUGGAUCCGAAGGAUUGAUCGGAAACCUAAAUUAUCCGGAUUUAUCCCCAUCGGAUAUGAAUACUCGCAGUUGGUUGAUCAACACUAAUACUUCUACAAUCAUUGAACUAACAUUUCAGGAGUUUGCUUUAGAAUCUACCGGCAAAGAAGGCGAAUGCUUCACAACUGCAAUGAAAUUAUAUGAUGGAAUGGAUGACGAAGCACCUCUUUUAUAUUCAGCAUGCGGUCUUGUGAAAGAUAAAACCGUUUUAUCAACGUCUAAUAUGAUGUACAUUGUUUUGUCGUUGUAUUCUGUUCGGACGGAUGCCUAUUUCUUAUUGAAAUGGCGGGAACUUCCUAAGAAAAGCGCCAAAACUAGUCACUCAAAUACUACUACUUCAGCUUGUACGUACGAGUAUACAUUAAAUGGACAGUCAAAUGUAACGCUCAGUUCACCGGGCUAUCCAAAUGGAUAUGCACACGAUUCCAACUGUGAAUGGAUUUAUAAAAUUGAGCCACAAUAUCAUUUGGAAUUAGAAUUUGUGGAUUUAAGCCUGGAAACUUGGGGCAAAUUUCGUCAAUGCGUGUUUUCCGACACAGUCAAAGUGUAUACGAAAUACGAGAAAAAUGGAGCAUGGGUGCCUCUGAUUCAGAUUUGCAACAAUUCUAAACCAGAUGACAGAUCUGUUGGAACUGAUUUACUGAAAGUCGAAUUUUCGACCAAUAAAUACUUUAAUGGCAGCGGAUUUCAGGCAGUCAUUUUUGGAAAGUGUGGAGGAAGCUUGACCGAACCAAAUGGAAAAAUAAUAUUCAACAAAGACCAUGCACACGACGUCGAGUGUCAAUGGAAUAUUACAGUGCGACCUGGACGAACUAUUAACAUAAGAUUUGUAGAAUUUGAUUUGAGUCAAUCUGACCCUGAUUCUAAAUGUCGCAACUAUUUAAUGGUGAGAAACGGCAAAUUUGCCGACAGUCCGUUCUUACAAAAUGGUAUAUUUUGUGGCCCAAAUCCGCCCUCCAGCCUGCAAUCAUCCAGUAACUAUUUGUAUUUGAAAUAUGUUGGAUCAGCGCAUGUUAAGGGAUUCGAAAUCGAUUAUUCUGAAGUAUCAUUUAGUUGCGGCGGUAGCAUUCGACUCGGAGCUGAAGACUCUUACACUAUUCAAUCCCCCAACUAUCCGAAUGUGCCGCAGCCUCAUACGGAAUGUAUAUGGAUUAUCAGAGGGCCUCCAGGCACAUCUCUGCAAGUUGAGUUUGAAGAACGAUUUGAUAUUUCGGAUGAACCCAGACAUGAUGGACUAUGUGGGACGGAUUAUGUCGAGCUGAGAGAUGGAGCAACGGAAAUAGCUGAUGUAAUAGGAACCUACUGUGAUGAUAGCCCUAGCACGCAGUUUACCUCCGGAAAUUUCCUUCGAGUUAAGUACUUCACAGAGUCUAACGAGCCGAGAAAUGGCUUCAAAGCAGAAGUUUCAAUUGCAAAAUGCGGUGGGACUUUGAAGAAAUUGGGAACGAUAGAUUCGAAAACUUCAAAGAUCAAGCUAGGAUCGCCUUGUCAGUGGUUGCUAGUGGUUUCACAGGGUUAUCACAUUAGUAUGACUCUUGAUAUACAUCGUCGCAGUGAUCGGCCAUCAGUGAUGAACUGCAAUGCAGAUAAUGUAUCAAAGAUUACAAUCAGUCAGCUUGGUAUGGAUUUUAUAAAUGGCUUUAACAAAUCUGACUCGGAAUUGGGCACUUUCUGCAGAAACAUUAAUAGCACCGUAAUUACUUCAAGUACCAACAAAGUCAUGGUGCGGUUUGAGCCUAAAGACGACUCGUAUUCAUUUACUCUUGAUUUCAAGUGGGAAAUGGAAGAAUGUGGCGGUCAUUUGGACCAGGAAACAGGCACGUUAAUGUCACCGGGUUAUCCAAACAUGAGCUUCAAGAAUCACUACUGCUGGUGGGGAAUCACGGUACCCAAAGGUCGAAGAAUUUCGUUGCUUAUAGAAGAUCUGGAUAUUGACGAAUUGACAUUUUUCCUGAUAUUUGAAGGCGCCCAAGAGGGCCCUAAACUUAUUAAACGGAAAGACAUCAAAGCAGGAGCCACUUACGAGACCAGUGAUAAUGGUGCUCAUAUUAUUUACUGGCAGACCAUUCCAAGCACUAGGCGAGGCGUGAAAAUAACGUACACUUCUGAAAAGCCUACAGUGUGUACAGGAAACUUCAACACAAUUUCUGGAGAACUACAUGCCCCAGAAGGGCUAAACACUUUCCUCUGUGAAUAUCAACACAUUAGUAAUCAGUCACAAACUUUGGGUAUGGAACUGCAAUUGACAAUUGCUAGCCAAAAUAGUGCUAUGAAAAAACUAGUAUGUCCUCGAUCCACUGGAAUUUCCAUCAGUGGUAUAAAUAUUCAGUCCUCAUUUUGUCAAAGCACAAACAAACGUUAUGCGAUCGCCAGAUCAGUUUCCCCUUUAACUACAAUAACGGCGCGACAGUACUUAAACACCACUCUAAAUUUCACGGUUUCAUUUAAAACGUAUCAGUGUGGAGGGAAAUUAAAUGAAGCAGUUCUAGGACAGCGGGGGACGAUUUCUAGUCCAAACUUCCCCAAUUCCUCAAUAGAUUCUGUCGAAUGUGCUUGGUUGGUUUCGCUCAGUUCAUCACAAAUUAAAAUCAAUUUUACGACGUUCGAGUUACAAGAUGAUUGUGAUAAAAACUAUGUAGAUAUUUAUAACGGCGAAUCCUCAGCCGAUCCUCAUAUUGGGAGAUAUUGUAAUAACAAUAAACCUCCGCUUAUAGUUAGCCAGAGGGAAAAUCUGCUCAUAGAAUACAAGUACCAUAAAACUACUAAUGACUCUUCAAAAGGAUUCAGCCUGGACUAUGAGCCACAACAGAAAGGAUGUGGCGGCAUUUACCAAACGAAUCAAGCUACAAUUCAAUCACCCAAUUACAAACAAAAUUACGAUAACAAUGUAGAAUGUAUAUGGGACAUAGAAACGUCUGAAGGAACAAUGAUCAAUCUAGUUUUCUCUGGCAGGUUUCAUAUUGAAGAGAGCUCCAACUGUAGCAAAGAUUUUAUUGAAAUAUUUGACUGGAAAGGAGUCGAGUGGACAUCCUUGGGCAGAAAAUGUGGAAGAAAUAGACCCAACCAGAUUUUAUCCAGCAACAAUAAGAUGAAAAUCAUGUUUAGGAGCAAUGAAAAUGUUACGGCAACUGGUUUCGAAGCAGGUUGGUCAAUAAAAUGUGGCGGAAAAUUGCUGGCCGAGAAAGAAGAAAAGUUCCUUACAAGUCCACCUAAUAUCAAUUAUAACUGCACGUAUGAAAUAAUAUCGAGCAAGCGUAAUGGGUUGGUAGGGAUUAGGUUUGAGAAGUUUAGCUUGGGGGAUGCAACACACCAGAGCUGUUCAUAUCGCAAUUUGACCAUUAUGGGAUCUCCUCCGCGACUAUCCAUACUUCACAACAGACGACGACUGGUAUUCUGCGCAAAUAAUAUCCCUCCGACGCAAAUGUACUCAAACUCCGUUACACUUAGUUACUUAAGUUCAAUGGCUUACAACAUGAUAGGAGGAUUCAAAUUGGCCUAUCGAGAAGAAAGUUGUGGAGGAAAUAUAUCUGCACCCACAGCUUUAGAAUCUCACAUCGCUCAAAGAAGCACGCAAUUUGGUGUUAUCUGCGAAUGGUAUAUAACUGCUCCCUCCGACCAAGUGGUUGUACUAAGUAUACACAAAUUAAAUACCUCAAUGUUGACGAAUUGCCUAGGGCCAUCUGUAAAUAUAUUCGAUGGACAUGACCAGCGGAAUGAGAAACGAUUAGCUCGCCUUUGUGGAAACAUUGAAGAAGAGAAGCCUAUUCCAUCAAGCUCAAAUACCAUGUUGGUUAAAUUGACGUUAUCCUACUCGUACAUUUCGGAUUUCCAAGCGGAAGUAUACUUCACAUAUGGCCCUGCGGCUGGAUGUGGAGGAAAAAUCAAUUUAACAGAAACCACACAAUUGCAGAUGCCAACCAAUCUGCCACAUAUGGAUUGCCAUUGGACAAUUACAACUUCGAGAGAUUAUAAAGUUCAACUUGAAUUUACAGAUAUUCAGUUAUCAAAUGCUUGCCCUAAUCCCGUUAGGAAUUAUUCUUUUAUAUUUUGCGAGUGUUCCUAUGCAGAGGUUAGAGAUGGAGCGGGACCUUUUGCUGCUCAAAUGAUCAAGCUUUGCACCAGCACGAAUGGACGGAAUAUUAAACUGACAACUUCAUGGAAUACAGCUUACGUACGACUAUUCUCACUUACUUCGCAAAAAGAGCUGUUCAAGUUAACUCUGACGCCAGUAGAAUCAAAAUGUGGCCCAAGUGAUUUAAUAGCUGGCAAAGACUUCAAAGAGUUAACAUCUCCCGAUUAUCCCAACAGCUAUCCGGAAACGAUUCAAUGCACUUGGAUAAUAAGAAGUGCCGCUAUUCUUGGCAAGAUUCUGAUUCAUUUUGAGGACUUUGAUUUCGGCACCUCACCAUUCAGAACAAGUUGCGAUGGCGAUAGGCUUGAAAUAGGAGAAGGUAGGAAUCAAGAAAUUAUAAGUGAAGGAUUUGGACCCAAAGCCACACAUCGGAACAUCAAUAUUUAUAACAUUAGAGAUCAUGCAGUGACCUAUGCAUUUUGCGAUAAUUCCUUAAAACCUUUUGAUCACUACUCCAGCGGACAAGCUGUAAAAUUAAAGUUUUACAGUUUCCCCUAUUCCGGAAAGAAAGGGAAGGGUUUUAAAUUGAAAUAUGCCCUCUCAGGGUGCAACCGCACAAUCGAAUCAAAUGAUGGGCGAAUUCAGAACGAUGUAAAUAACAAAGGUGAUAGAGACUGUGCGACGAUAAUUAAAGCUGAUCCAAACACCACAAUAUCCAUCUACUUUAUGACGUUCUAUUUUAUAAACCCUGACAAAAACUGUACGAAGUUUGGUUUAGAGAUACGAGAAGGGAAUGAGACCGGGCCUCAGAUUUUUAAAGCCUGCGGAUAUCAACUACCAAACCCCUUGUUCUCAAACUCAAGUCAGCUGUAUAUUAGAAGUUACAACUUAAACACUCGCAAGUCAAAUGCCUACUAUUCUUAUAAUUUAAUGUACGUGGCAUCAGAAAAGAAGUAUGGAUGUGGAGGAAAAAUCUUCAAUAGCAUGGGAAUGUUCUCUAGCCCUAUGUAUCCCAACCCCUACAGAGAAGAUAUUGAAUGCACGUGGAAUAUAUUGGUGCCGUUGGAUUACAAAGUGGCAUUGAAGUUUAAAGAGUUUAACAUUGGUGGCGGAUGUGCGAAAAAUAAACUGGUGGUAGAAACAAAUGAGAAUGAUGUACCAACAGUUCACACUUUCUGUCCAGGGGAUGCUACACCGGCAAUUUUAUAUUCUAAGAAUAGUCUGACACUCACUUAUUAUUCUUCGGUAAAUAACGGAGGAAAUGGAUGGUUAGCAGUGUUUCAACCUACAAAAUACGAAAGCGAUAUGUUGCUUAGGAUAUAAAUCAGUCACCUAUAUAUAUGUAGGAAAAUAUAUGCAAAUUAGAAUGUUUUAACCAAUAAACGACACUAUUGAUUUGUGAAAA
Molecule: messenger RNA, 11355 nt
Organism: Dendroctonus ponderosae (mountain pine beetle)
Lineage: Eukaryota; Metazoa; Arthropoda; Insecta; Coleoptera; Curculionidae
Product: cubilin
Exons: 55
Coding region: 165-11273 (3702 amino acids)
Molecular function (GO): calcium ion binding
Source: RefSeq, a predicted model, not a curated record